This is a messenger RNA of Haemonchus placei, 2187 nucleotides long. NCBI's taxonomy places the organism in Eukaryota, Metazoa, Nematoda, Chromadorea, Rhabditida, Trichostrongylidae. The record is from the annotation of a GenBank genome assembly.
AUGGCGUCAUCGUGGAAUCGCCACGUCCGGCUGUCCGUGUGUACGGUCAACAAUUGGGCACUGGACUUCAAAGGUAAUCUACAGCGGAUUCUCAAAACUUGUGAAGAUGCGUACAAGGAGGGUGCUCGAUUAAGACUUGGUCCCGAACUUGAAAUUUGUGGAUAUGGUUGUGCUGAUCACCAUUUUGAGAUUGAUACUGAGAUUCACUCAUGGGAAAUGUUGAAGGAAAUCGUGGACAAGUCGAAAAAUUGGCCAAAUCUCUUGAUAGUAACCGGAAUGCCUGUUCGUCACAGAAUGCUUCUGUACAACUGUCUUGUUUCUGUCAUGAAUGGAAAAAUUUUACUCAUUCGUCCGAAAUUGGUUCUAUGUGACGAUGACGUUUAUCGAGAAAGUCGCUGGUUUGUGCGAUGGUCCAAACCACUGACCACUGUUCCCUUCCAACUUGAUGAAAGCAUUGGUUUUGAGCAGAAAACAGUCCCAUUUGGGGACGGCGUACUGUAUUCAACUGACAAUGUUACGAUUGGAUUUGAGAUCUGUGAAGAACUUUGGGCGGCCCAUUCGCGGCACAUAGAAUUAGGAUUACGAGGUGUAGAUAUAGUAUGUAAUGGUAGUGGCAGCAUCCAUAUCCUCGGAAAAUCAAAUUAUCGCGUUAAUCAGCUGAUUCUUGGUGGAAGUGAAAAGACUGGAGGUAUUUACCUAUUCAGCAAUUAUCGCGGUUGUGAUGGUGACCGAGUUUACUACGAUGGAUCGUCAACGAUAGCCCAAAACGGGAAACUGUACGCCCAAAUUCACCAAUUCGAUAUAGAAGAUACCUGCGUUGCGACGGCAGUCUUGGAUCUCAAUGAAACAAUUUCGGCUCGAAAUAAGAAGUCCAGCAACUGUUAUGAGUCAGCUCUUCUUCCGGAAUACGCGACAAUUUCCUUCGAUGGCAAGCUCACCUUAGACCAACCUGUGCAGUGUUUAACCAAGGAAAUUACGAAUGUGGAACGACUACAAUUAGAUCCUAUCGAAGAACUUUGUCAUGGACCUCCGGCUUGGUUGUGGCACUAUUUAAGAAGAAGCAAAAUGGGUGGAUUUUUCUUGCCACUUUCUGGAGGACAGGACAGUUCCUCGGUAGCUGCUAUGGUUCGCCUGAUGUGCAACAAGGUUUGCGGGGCUGUCAAGCAUAGAAGGCUCACAGAUGGUGAAUUUGUGUUACGUCUUCGUCGCGAAUGCAUGAAUACUAUUUGUGGAGACGAUCCCGCUUACUAUCUGAAUGGACAGCGCGUAGGAGAAGACCCAGCUGAAUUGUGUCAUAAGCUUUUCUUCACUUGUUACAUGGCAAGUGAACACUCUUCUGCUCAUACGAGAGCAUGUGCAGAUGGUUUGGCUAAGGACAUAAACAGCAAUCAUUCAAGCAUGUUCAUUGAUUCGGUCAUAUCUGCUGCGUUGUCCGCCUUCAAACUCGCCAUGGGCUUCAUACCGAGUUUUAAUAGUAACGAUUCCCGAGAAGGGUUAGCUUUGCAAAACCUGCAAGCUAGAAUAAGAAUGGUAUUUGCUUACUUAUUUGCGCAGUUAUCUCUUAUAGUAGAAGGGCGACCUGGAAGUCUUCUUGUAUUAGGCUCAUCUAAUGUUGACGAACUGCUUGUUGGUUAUAUGACAAAAUAUGAUUGUUCUUCUGCUGAUAUAAAUCCUAUUGGAUCAAUAAGUAAAGUGGAUUUGCGGAAGUUUUUGCUUAAAGUUUAUAAUGACUAUGGGAUGAAGUCACUAAAGGCAGUCAUUGAUUCUGUACCAACUGCUGAACUGAGACCCCUCGUGGAUGGUGCCAUUGCGCAAACGGAUGAAGAUGAGAUAGGUCUCACUUACGAUGAAUUGUCGGUUAUUGGACAAUUGAGGCGUCCGCGCUGUUUGGGACCCUAUGGAACAUUCCUAGCCCUUUGUUCCAUGUGGUAUCCGAAGUAUUCAUAUGAGGAGAUAGAGGCCAAGGUGAGGAACUUCUUCUGGCGUUAUCGCGUCAACAGGCACAAGGCCACCGUAGCAACUCCAUCUUAUUAUGCAAAUUGGUAUAGUCCGGAUGAUCAUCGAAAUGACCAUCGACCAUUUUUGUAUCCUGACAUGGAGCAUCAGUUUGAGAUGAUAAGGAAAAAGGUGAGGGUUUUCAUGCUUGUUGUCUUUAGCAGGAGCCUAGCUAUUUAUGUACGUGGCUGA